CUCUAUAUUUUCAGUGUCUAUAGUGUUUCUAAAGCAAACACUGACCUAUUUCUUCUACUGCCUUCUAGGGUUUUCCAUUUCGCGACCUUUCUCGAGAAAAUAUGAGUCGGCAUCCUGAGGUGAAGUGGGCCCAAAGAGCUGACAAGGUUUUUAUUACAGUGCUAUUGCCAGAUGCAAAAAAUGCAAAGGUCAAUCUUGAGCCAGAUGGGGAUUUUACAUUCUCUGCUAGUGCUGGAGCAGAAAACCAUCUUUAUGAGCUGAAGUUGGAUCUUUUUGAUAAGGUUAAUGUAGAGGAAAGCAAAAUUAAUAUAGGAGUUCGGAGUAUAUUCUGUGUUGUGGAGAAGGCGGAGAAAGGCUGGUGGAAGAAGCUUUUGCGAGGAGAUGAGAAGGCACCACAUUACUUGAAAGUAGAUUGGGACAAAUGGGUUGAUGAAGAUGAGGAUACUGGUCUUGGGGACUUGGAUUUGGGAGGAAUGGAUUUCUCGAAAUUUGCAGGUAUGGAAGGCAUGGGUGGUGAUGCUAUGGGUGAUGAUCUUGAUGAUACUGAUGAUGAAGAAGAAGUUUCAAAGCCAGCAGAAGAAAACUCUGAGAAUCCAGAUGAACAUGGAGUAAAAUCAGAGGCUACACCAAGCAUAUGAUUUAUCAUGCAGUUGACCUUUCGCUUUGUACUGUGGGGUAGAUCAAUGCUUGCAUUUUUCCUAACCCAGAGGACCUCAGUGUCUCCCACUCUUUCCUGCCCUCUAUACAGGAAGAAGAAAACAGAAAACAUUCUAUGUUUUAACUUUAGGAUGAUGUAUUUUUAGUUCAGGGUUUCAUGGGAUGAUAAUGCCAGGUGGGGCAUAUGGAUGUCAGUGUGUUAUCAAAAUUUUUUACCCACAUGCAUGAGCUUGCUGCUUCUUGUUUGCGGUUUCUAUA
Vitis riparia (riverbank grape) is the source of this 915-nucleotide messenger RNA. RefSeq lists its product as uncharacterized. The coding region runs from base 102 to 638 and encodes 178 amino acids. The transcript is spliced from 6 exons. Gene Ontology annotation, molecular function: protein-folding chaperone binding; Hsp90 protein binding. Gene Ontology annotation, cellular component: nucleus; cytosol. Lineage: Eukaryota; Viridiplantae; Streptophyta; Magnoliopsida; Vitales; Vitaceae. The record is from RefSeq and is a predicted model, not a curated record. Gene Ontology annotation, biological process: chaperone-mediated protein complex assembly; protein folding.